AUGCUCCAUCUUAAUCCCAUAUUACAUCCAGACACGCGCAACAAGCGGUUCAAGUUCGAGCAGUUCUUGAGAAAGGAAUAUAAUUUUGGUCUUGACCCAGACAGGCCUGUUUGUCAGUUCUACGUUCCUCAGAAAGGUCCAAGUUCAUGCCCUAACGGAAGCAGCUGUCCCAACAAACAUGUGUCAUCUAUGUACAAUAAUAAGAUUGUGUGUAAGCAUUGGUUGAGAGGACUUUGUAAGAAGAAUGAUCAUUGUGAGUUUUUGCAUGAAUACAACUUGAGAAAGAUGCCUGAAUGCUUGUUCUACUCUAAGAAUGGAUUUUGUACGCAGACUCCAGAAUGCCUAUAUUUGCACAUUGACCCACAGCUGAAGAUACCGGCAUGCCCCAGCUACGAGAAAGGAUUCUGUCCCGAUGGUCCCAACUGUACCAAAAGACAUGUAAGAAAGAUAUUGUGUCCGCUUUAUGUGUCUGGAUUCUGUCCUAAGGGUCCGGAAUGUGAGUUCACCCAUCCAAAGUUCGAUAUCGUGUUAGGAAGAAUGAGAAUUAAGCCGGAUGAAGAAGCCAAGGAUGAGAAA
Molecule: messenger RNA, 576 nt
Organism: Scheffersomyces stipitis CBS 6054
Lineage: Eukaryota; Fungi; Ascomycota; Pichiomycetes; Serinales; Debaryomycetaceae
Gene: YTH1
Product: cleavage polyadenylation factor RNA-binding subunit
Exons: 2
Molecular function (GO): RNA binding; metal ion binding
Source: RefSeq, a predicted model, not a curated record